AUGGCCGAAGGAGACGGCAACAUCAAAGUGGUGGUGCGAUGUAGACCCCUCAAUUCUCGCGAGCUCGCACGAGGCGCCAAACCACUCAUCCGGAUGCAAGGCAGUCAGACUUUCCUAGACCCACCGGAACAUGGCUCGCAGCAAGAUUCAAAACGCGCCACGGAGCGCAAGACGAUGGCGUUUAGCUUUGACAAGAGUUAUUGGUCUGCGGGACCACGAGAUGAACCGGGGUACUGCUCGCAGGAGACCUUGUAUGACGACCUGGGAAAGGAGUUGUUGGACCAUGGGUUUGCGGGAUUUAAUGCUUGUAUUUUGGCUUAUGGGCAGACUGGUAUGUUUGGGUUUUAUUCUGUGACUAGACCACCACUAGAUGGACCCGAUAAAGGAAUUAUACCCUUGACAUGUUCGGAGUUGUUUGUACGUGUAGAAGACAAGAGGGCUGCAGACCCCAACAUCAGUUUCACCGUGGAGGUGUCAUACAUUGAAAUUUAUAACGAGAAGGUGCGCGACCUCUUGAAUCCAAAGAACACAGGAAAUCUUCGAGUGCGCGAACAUCCUAGCUUGGGUCCGUAUGUAGAGGAUCUAUCAAAGCUAGUCGUGAGUAGCUACCACGAGAUGAUGACCCUCAUGGACGAGGGUAACAAAGCACGUACGGUCGCUGCCACGAACAUGAACGAGACGUCCUCCCGGUCUCACGCAGUAUUUACGCUGUUGUUGACUAUGAAGAAGCAUGAUGUGGGCACAAAUUUAGAUACGGAGAAAGUGUCGCGAAUUAGCUUGGUUGACUUGGCAGGUUCUGAGCGGGCUAAUUCGACUGGCGCCACUGGACAGCGUUUGAAGGAGGGAGCGAAUAUUAAUAAAUCGCUCACUACUCUUGGGAAAGUUAUUUCUUCUCUUGCACUUGCCAGUCAGGAUGGGGGAAAGAAGGGGAAGAAGGGGAAGGCAGAGGAAUUUAUACCAUACCGUGACUCGGUCUUGACAUGGUUGCUGAAAGAUAGUUUGGGCGGGAACUCUAAGACUGCUAUGAUAGCUGCCAUCUCUCCUGCGGAUUAUGAGGAGACGCUGAGUACGCUGCGAUACGCUGACCAAGCGAAGAAGAUCAAGAACAAGGCUGUUGUAAAUGAAGACCCUAAUGCCAAGCUCGUUCGCGAGCUCAAGGAGGAGCUCGAAUUACUGAGAGCACGUGUGGCGACGUCCAGCGGAGAGGAUACAUUCGACCCGCUCGUUCCGCCCGAGAAACAAAAAGUCACGUACCAGACGAAGGAUGGGAAGAUCAAGACUGUCACCAAAGCCGAGUUGCAGGAGCAGAUGGAGACGAGCGAGAAAUUGAUGCAGGGUUUGAAUGAGACGUGGGAGCAGAAGAUGGCGCGGACGCAGGAGGUACAAAAAGAGCGGGAGAAGGCGCUUGAAGAGCUUGGUAUCACGGUUGAGAAGAAUUUGGUUGGGGUGCAUACCCCGAAGAAGAUGCCACAUUUAGUGAACUUGGUCAAUCCUCUCAUGAGCGAAUGCUUGAUAUACCAACUCAAGCCUGGCACAACCAUCGUCGGUCGUUUGGACAGCGAAAAGCCUGCCGCCAUUCGACUAAGCGGUGAAAAUAUUCUCGAGGAACAUUGCUACUUUGAAAACACGGACGGCAAAGUGACUCUCCACGCUAUGCCAGACAGCGUCACUUUCUUGAACGGCAAGCAAGUUGCUCCAGGACAGUCGUAUAAACUGCGUUCUGGAUACCGGAUCAUCCUAGGGGAGCACCAUGUCUUCAGGUUUAAUAACCCCGAGGAAGUCCGCAAACAGCGAGAUCGAGCCACAGCGAGAUCCAAUAUGUACUUGAGUGUCUCUGCUGCCGAUCUAGAAGGUGAUUCAGUGCCACCGUCCACACGCCCGGAGUCACGAGCAUCUUCUGCGGACGAAGCCGAUGUGGACUGGAAUUUUGCACGUCGAGAAGCUGCACUCGCCCGUCUUGGCUUGGAUCCCGCUCUUGAUAACUUACCCGACGAAGAUAUCAACAGACUCUUUGAACGCAUUACGAAGGUGAAGUCGAUGCGAGAUCACAACUCUAAACCACGACCAGAAAGUAGCAUGAGCGUUCGAGACGAUAUCUGGAGCGAGUCGGGUCGACCGUUUUCGAGCGACGCUACUACUACAGACGACACAAGCGUUGAAGCGGGAGCGAGUCAUAGCACACCUGACGUUGACGGGCCUCUGAAGGAUGUCCAGUACCAACUUGAGUCCCGUCUUCAAGCCAUUACAGAGUCCAGCGAGGCGGAAGAUUUGAAAGUGGAGAAGGAUCAUAUGGAGCACCAGCUGAAAAUGGUCCAGCAGCAGCUUAAGCGCCUGAUAAAUGCACGGGCCCGUGGUGAAUCUGAGGAGGAGGUUGUUCGUUUCGAGCCCGUCAUUUAUACAGCGAAGCAGCUAAGGCUCAUUCGCAAAGUCCUGGACAAAUGGAGAGCCCAUCGUUCAUUUUCGAUGGCAGAAGCUGUCCUGUCCAAUGCCGUGCUUGUUAAAGAAGCCAACGUAAUCAGCAAAGAGUUGGGAAAGGAUGUCUCUUACAACUUCACCAUUGCUUCUGGCGGGUCUCUGGCUGCCCCGAUAUCUGGUGUCGACACGAUCGGGGGUUUGGACGGUUUUGGUGACGUUGCGGACCCAACCCUGGCCUCGGCAACUCAACCUUCCGUCGCAAUCAAGGUUCUCGACAAACGGCAUAAUGCCAUCUAUACCUGGUCCUUGGACCGCCUCCAGCAACGAGUCAAACGGAUGAGAAACUUGACUACAUACAUCGACAGACCCUCGUAUACCCAACACUUCAGCUCGGAUGAACCUUUUUACGAUUCCCCUCCCCCACAAUUCUCAUUCAUUGGCAAUGCGCUUCUAUCUCUUGCACCCCUAUCUCGCCGAUUAUCAUCCACAUCAGUUGUGCCAAUAUUCUGCCGGUAUACCGCGGAGGCAAUAGGGUCGUGUCGCGUGGACAUCAAGAUUUCCAGUGUUCUGCAAGCGUCGAAGCAUGGUACCCCUGCAUCAACCCGCCCUACUUCCCCCGCAUCAUCAGCCAUACCACCGGGAAGCAAGAUCAGCUUCUUCCUAACCCUAGAUUCGAUCAAAGGGUUGUCCUCACACGACUUCUCAGCGCUACACCUCCAGCUGCGUCUGUCUUCUUUCGUGGGACCCUCGCUCACGAACGAAGAGAUCUUCUCAUCCACUGCACUCGAUAUGGAGACAUCUUCUCUGUCGGAGCUUAAGUUUCGACGCACGUUCUCGAUCGUAACUUCUUCCAAGGUGAUCACAUAUUUGCGCGAAGGCUAUGCUCCCAUAGAAUUCUUUGCGGCUGCUAAACCCACAUAUUUGGAGCGCCUUGAACGCUGGGAUGAGAUGCGCGAACUUAGGGUUCAUGACCGGCCAGGUCCUCACGAGGCACACGCAGAAACUCCCCCAGUCAUCCUUCCACAGAUGCGCCGCUCGGAGACAGACUUUGUGGUUGAGCAAGCCCAUGACGUAGUCGCUUGGGUCCAGAUAAAGGAGCUCGGGGCUGACGGUCAGUAUAUUCCAGUCCCCGUGCUUUCUCAAGGCAGCCUCGAUCCGGGGGUAUUCUCUCUGCACCAGGGGCUGCAGCGCAGAAUUGCCCUCGUGCUUUCAUCGGAUUCAGGGUCUCAACUCCCAUGGACGGAUGUAACAAGAAUACGUCUGGGAAAUGUACGCCUCCUCGAUCCGAAAGGUCGCCUGCACGACUCGACAUCGAAAGCAUUGGUUACGCUCCCGCUACUGGCAGAUCAAAGUGUUGCAUUCAAACCGGAUGGAACAGGAACCCUUACUGCAGAAGCGCUUUGGGACUCAAGUGUUCAUGAUUCUUUCCUGCUCAAUCGAGUCACGGCGGGUUCUCACCGAGUGGUCCUGCAAAUCGCUUGGUCCGUUGCUGUGGACACGUGCAACGAACCAGUGCAGUUUAGCAUGGAUAUAGCGGUGGCCAUUCAGACACGGGACGCACGCCCGCCGAGGCGAUUCCUAACGUUCCUGAGCUCGGGGAAGAUAACCUCCCGAAUCAGCACAAUUUUCAACCUGCGUUUGUCACCUCCUCUGACACGUUCACCCCAGGACCUGUGGCGCUUGGAUACGUCGGAAAAAUAUGUGCGUGGCGAGGAGUUGCUCAGCACGUGGAAACCGCGCGGCAUCUCAGUCGUGGAGGACUACAACCGACUCGUUCUGACGGAACGACGAGCGGCAGAUGUUCAAGCAGUUCGCGUGUUGUCGGCUUCUUCAUCUUUACCUGUGCGCUCUGAUCCGGGAGCUGCUGUUUGGGGUUCCGAAGCACUGCUGCGGAAGGCACUGGGUCUUUGGCAAAAACGCUUUGGCCAUGCAGGCGAAAUUAUUCUGAGUCAGGUGCCUACAGAGACCGACUGUGCUGCUGCAUCUGGGAAGCCUUCCACCCGUGUGCUUCCAGAAGGCGUGAAGCUGAACUCGUGCACUACGCUAGUGCCCCGCAGGCAAGCUCCUGAUUACUCAAGUCAUCUCCUAAUUCUGACAGACGCCAGUCAAAAUAUUUGGGAAAAGCGUUGGUUCGUCCUUCGAAGACCCUAUUUACAUAUUUAUACACACUCCAACGAACUAGAGGAAGCGGGUGUCAUCAGCCUUCAUGGAGCGAACCUUGAAUGUGAUGCACAGAAGGAGCUGCUUUUGGGUAAACAAUUCUGUUUUACGCUCUUUACUACUGCGAACUCGCACGCACUCGCCGCACCUUCGUUUAAGGAGUUACAGUCAUGGACUUCAAAGCUUGACCCUACUGGCACCAUCUAA
This is a messenger RNA of Suillus paluster, 4782 nucleotides long. RefSeq lists its product as uncharacterized. NCBI's taxonomy places the organism in Eukaryota, Fungi, Basidiomycota, Agaricomycetes, Boletales, Suillaceae. The record is from RefSeq and is a predicted model, not a curated record. The transcript is spliced from 19 exons. Gene Ontology annotation, molecular function: microtubule motor activity; ATP binding; microtubule binding. Gene Ontology annotation, biological process: microtubule-based movement. The coding region runs from base 1 to 4782 and encodes 1593 amino acids.